Eimeria maxima is the source of this 5283-nucleotide messenger RNA. Its product is annotated as WD domain, G-beta repeat-containing protein, putative. Bases 1 to 5283 code for a protein of 1760 amino acids. Gene Ontology annotation, biological process: cellular response to UV-B. The record is from RefSeq and is a predicted model, not a curated record. The transcript has 4 exons. Gene Ontology annotation, molecular function: protein binding. Gene Ontology annotation, cellular component: Cul4-RING E3 ubiquitin ligase complex. Lineage: Eukaryota; Apicomplexa; Conoidasida; Eucoccidiorida; Eimeriidae.
AUGGAGCGUACAGUGCAAGGCCUUGGCAACACGGAACCUCCUUGUGGAGGCAACCAGAUGGCUCGUCAACUCCCAAAUGCCGACGAAUGCAAUAGCCCCCUGCCGAGCUACCACGACGGCGUUGAAUGCUGUUUUCUAGGUUUCUUUGGCCAGCCGAUGUGGGAUACGUGGAAGGCGCUCUGCUUCUCAGCAGGGGUUGCUUCGUACACCUCUCAUGCUCCGAUGCGACGCCUUCAGUCGCUCGCGAUGGUCGGUGGAAAAAAGCCCAGAUGUGCAAAACCUUCGUAUGUAGCUCACCUCGUUCAAGACGCUCAAUUAGGCCAAAAUGCGCGGAGAAGAUGGAGCACUAGCGACGGGUUGUUCCGUUCUGACAGCCGCAUCGACACUUCUCCACAUAUUCGCACGGAGCUUCUACAGGAAAUGCACGAGUUGGUGGACUGGCGUUUCCUGUUCCUGCUGCACCGGGUUAGCCCUGGUCCCAGGAUACAUGUCCACAUCAGGGAGUUGGAGCUACAGUUUCCCAUGUAUCCUGUCGUUCCAGACAUAACGAAAGGCCGCCGCAGCUCUACGACGGGAGGCACGCCUACGUGUGACGGACAGGAGUGCGGCGGCGGGGAACAGGAUAAACAGCGCCAGUUCAAGUACCAUGCUCGUAAAAGGUGGCUUAGACCUGAGGAGUUCGUUGCAACCUUUAUUCGAAGAGCACUCAACAUUUCCCAGCCCAUGAGGCUACGGCAUUUGAGACAGGGGCAUCGCCCGGGUUUGUGUGUGGCAGAGAUUCUGCGGGAACAACACUACUUGCUUGAAUGGCAGGUUCCCCUGGGUUGUCUACUGGAACCCUCCGCCGAUUUUUCUUUUGUCAGUGAGGCCCAGAUUGAUUCCGCUUCAGCGUGGCCACUUCCGCCGUAUGGAUCGCUCGGGCGUGAGUCUCUGACUGAGCUAGGCAGCAGUUGGAGGCGCCACGAGAGGAUGGCGACUCACAAUGUUGUGGAGGAAAACCGCCCCCGGCGCUCACGACAUGCGCCGGAAGUGGAUGCAGUGUACGGUGACCGGAUAAUGUUCGACGUACUUGACCGUGGGAGUGUUUUUGCAAGCCUUCUGUACCCUCUAUCUUUUGGAACGACUGCGGCUGCCAUUUUUGUCGGCGCUGUUCUCGUUGCGGUUGCAGCGUCGAGUGCAACGGCAGCCAUCACUACUGCGGCCGCUGCUACGGCUACACUGGCGGCCCGACGCUCCAGGAUUUUUAGAGUGGAUUUGCACGUGCUUGAGAGGGAUGAACACGAAGACGACCAAGAGGAGGUGGCAGAGUGCGAUGCUUCACAGUCUCGUUUGGCCUCGGCCUUCACAGGGUCGCUUGGGGUGGCAGCAGGACCGCUGGCCUCUAGUGGGUGCGGCAGCCACGCGCCGGUGGGAAGUGAGGCGGCACUAUCUGGAUCAGGUUCGCCACACAGUUGUGGCCCCGCCUCCACUGGGAGUGGGGUGACUGCUAAUGCCCUCUCGGGAGCGUCUGCUAUUGGUAAUUUGCUUCCAGGGUUGCCGCGUCUCCGGCAGCUGUUUCAAGAUCAGCUUGCACGACUUCUCCGGUGGCCAGCAUUUGCCAGCGCUGCUCUGACAGAAACUUCUCGAGCACUUGUCUGCACCCUUUUGAGCAGCGUUUCAAGAGAUGCAGUAACCGCGGCGUCAGCUGUUGUUGCAGCCACCUGCGCAGGGUUUACAACAGUUAUCCGUCCCCCUGGAGCCCCUGGAGCAGGGGGAUGCAUACCUGACGCCAAUAUCCAAACGCGGGGAAGUUCCACGUAUAUUUGCACAACACAGAAACAGCGAUUGCCACAAGGUGGUGUUCUGCUGGCUCCAUCCGCUGGUUCGCCACCAGAUGCGGAGGUCGAAGGGUUUGUGAAGUCUGUGGGAAAGCGCGUGGAUUCAUCUAGCCCUCCAAAAAGCAUGCGGCUGUUCAAACAGCUUCCAUCUCGUAACAGAGGAAACCCAGAGCAACUCCAGGGAAAAGAAGGGUUUCAAGAGAUGAGGCGACGAGGUUUAGCCGGGGACUCGGCGUUUCUGCGCUCACCACCCGCGGCGCCCGUGAACCCUCGCAGGUCCCAGUCAUUUUUGUCGGUGUGCAUUGGGCAUUUCGAGGCUUUACACCGCCGAAGCUGCUGUUCGAUGCCGGCGCGUUUCCGUCGAACUUCUGAGCCAUGUGACGGUUUUGGCGAGUCGGGCGGUAGCGGUUUAAUCGCCCAUAGAAUGCGAACACUGAGCACGGGGCCGGCGGCUUUGCAGCACCCGCAGCGCCAAGUGUACAGACCGUUGUGGCGUAGGUCAAGAUCAGCAAGUGAAAGCAACUGGGAAACGGAACGCGAGGAGACGCUGUCGAGUGAUCAAGAGCACUCUCGAGGUCUGGAAAUGGACGGAUCAGAUGUUACAUGGACACCAACACGAGAAUUCUCGGAACAGAAUUUCGGGUCGCCCUCAUCAGGCUGGCGCUUACAUAGUCCACCUCUGCAGCCUGACCACGGCUUGUUGCUAUUUGUGCGCACUUUCUUGCCGCCAGAAACUUCUGUCUUUCGGCCACGUGGUAAUAUGAAAGGUUACAGCCCAGGGAUCUCUGAAUGGGAUGCUGCAGCAGCAACGUCAUUCACGGGUCUUGCAGAGGAUGUGCCGCUGUUGUUACCAGCGGAUGCAACAGUAACAGACUUGUUGCGGUUGCUGUUCCUUACUCUGGUGGAGAGGAAGUACAUGCUGCCACUCAUCUCUGCCACGCCGGUGGCGGAGCCACCACUGAAUAGUAGUCACUUCGAAGGGCUAACCGACCGUCCUCACGGGCGCCGCCGAAAAGACAGAAGGGGCCAAACGACGCAUUCAUCACGAGUGGCGCUGCUGCGCUUUUGGCUUGCGUCGACUCAUUCGAACAGAGAACAGCACGUGGAACAGCCGUUGCCCUCCGCCAAGUUGACCGCUGACCUGCGCCUCAUGUCUUGUGAACGCCUUACCCUUGCGGUUGUGCCCUUUUCACUAGCUAGGCUUGGCACACCAGCGUGCGCAAGUUGCCUAACGCUGACCGUUUCUCCACGAGGUCCGCCGUUGCAGAAAUCUGGGCGCCUUCCGGGGCAUUCAACAGGGGUCCAGCGGAAUAAUGGAAUAACUUUACCACCGUGCACUGCGCAGCAGUAUCCUGAAGAUCAGAGGUCGCCAAGUGAAGCAAAUCCCUGGUUACUGUCGCCUUUGUGUGCGUGGACACAAGGUAACACACUAUCGGUGGAAACGGGCACUCCUUCAGAAGGAGAGCCCACACUAGUUUUGCGCCGCGAAGCUGCUCUGGAGCCCGUGUGCCGGACAGCUGAAUCAACCGGUGUUUGCUCCCAGAGCGAGCCAUGCCUGCUUUCUGAGACGGUAUUUAAAGGAAAUCGUUCGCACUCUUGUUCCGCCGACACCGAGCAACAGGGAGCCAAUUUGCUGGGCAACGCCGUUCCUGUUAAUCCUUCACCUGAUACUUCAACGGCUACCGAGCCUAUCAGCGUCUCGAAGCGCGCACAGAGGAUAGCCUUACGGGAGGCUCAGCAUAACCAACGUGCCAACAUUGUGCACUACAGCGCGGGUGUAACAGCAUCUACAGGUACUCCCGCACAGCGGUAUGCAGGCAUAAUGCUGGAAGAGGAAGACGCGAGGUCAUGCAAACCGUGGAUUCUACAGUCUUCAGUAAAUGCGAGGCAAUUUGAGUACCAUCCGGCAAAAAGCAACGUGCUGCUCACAGGCAACAAUGAUGGAAGGGUGCGUGUUCUUGACUGGAAGCGAGAUGUUAUCCUAGGGACGGAACUUGUCGAUAGUCACCCAAUUUUGGCUCUUUCCUGGCUGAAGCACCACCCUGAGUUGUUCGUUUGCGCUGCUGGCGUUUCUGGCAUCCCUUACGUUGUCCGUUGGAGGGAACAGGACGACCUGUUUGCAACCGAGCUCAAAGGAGACCGAGGAAGGAUGUCAAAGGCUUCAGCCUACCACUCGCAACUACCUUUGCCUCCGAACAUGCACUCCAGACAACCUACACAACAGCAACUGCACGUGGAAGCUGGUGAUUACGAGACAAGCCACGACGAUCAGUAUUCCGGCGAUCGUGAUGAAUGCCUCGACGGCUCAACGGUGACCGCUGCAUUAACGUGGUUUAGGCGCUGCGGGAGAGGAGAACGCCUAAGCCGGGAAGGCACUGCAUCUCUUCGCAUUGUGCAUCAGUACUGUGCUUUUGAAGAUCUGAGCUCUGUUUCUGUCAACAGCACAGAUGACUACCUUCUUGUCUCCGGGAGAAGCGCAGAUCUCACCAUUCAUGACGUGGCAACGGGUGCGAGGCUGGGAACACUAAGUGGUCUCCACUCAGACAGCAUUAACAUCGUUCGAUUCGCACAUAGCUCCCCCCACCUUUUUGUCACGGCGUCUUUUGAUCAAACCUGCAGACUCUGGGACCUUCGCCAGAGAAUCAAUGGCCAUCAACCACUGCUGACUGUUGAUACUGGCAGUCUUAGCGUCAUGUGCUGCUUCGACGAUUCGGAUGAAUGGCUGCUGUGCAGCGGAGUAGAUGCAGCGUUGCGUCAGGUCUGCUUGAGGUCUUCUACUGUAUUCCCAGAGACAUUUGCAAUCCCUCCUGUAAAUGCCGAAACCAACUUCCGCCGUGCAGUCUAUCUACAGGGAGGAAGGGAAUUCAUCACAGCUGGUACUGAGGAGGGCUUCUUCCGAGUGUUCAGCCGUCUUGGCCGUGACUUGGGUUUAGUCAGUCUUGAAGGGUUGCUCUGGCCGUUCAUUCGGGUGCGUUCAUCCCAGGGUCUAGCGACUCUGGCCGACGUGCAAGCAGAGCUUCUGAAUUUGCGCAUCUACUUACGCUCCCACAUGGCGCUAGGGCUCAGUGCCAUGAGCGACGCUGCUUUGGCCACAGCUGCUGGCGUGAGCCGGAGCUCAGUCGCUACAGUCUUACGGACUGCUUUACGACACCUUAGUGGAGGACCCACUGGGCUGCUUGACAGGGAACUGCUUGACAGAUUGCGGCAGGCCGUGCACGGUCCGGGGUCGCCUUGGUUCUGUAUUGGGCAACAGGGGUUGAACAGUGAAUCAACCUUGUUUCAGGACUCAGCCGCUCGCAGCACAGAAAACAGCGUCGUUGAAGAAUACGUGCAGUCACUCCGCGCACAUCCGCAGGAACGGAGGCUUGUUGGUGCAUUGCUGGCGACUAAGGAUCAGGUGGAGACGGCGAAUGGAGAAGCGUCUUAUGUGGCGAUGGCACGGCUACCAGCAACCAUGCUGGGGUAG